AUGGCCGCCGGAGCCACGCCCGCCCGGCUGUGGGCGGGGCCACGCAGGGGGCGGGGCCGGGCGAUCCCGGCAGCGAUGGGCGCGGAGGGGCCGCGGAGCGCCGUGCUGCUCCCGCUGCCAUCGCCGCUGUUGCUGCUGGCGGCGGCUGCCGCGCUGCUCGGCUGCCUCUGGGCGCGAUCCCCGCGCCGUUCCCCGCAGCCGCCUCUGCUUGCCGGCGGUCCGGGGCUUCGUUCCUUCCUGCGGCGGCACUGCCCGGCCGUGCGGGAGCCGUUCCGUCCCACCGCGUGGUGCUGCGGGGGGCGGCUGCAGACUGUGAGCAGAGCGCUGCUGCAAAGCCGACCUCACGUCGGGUACCGCAGUGAGGCCAUCCGCACGCCCGACGGCGGGCAGCUCAUCCUGGAUUGGGCCGAUGACGGCAGCGCCGCCGAAUGCCCCACGGUGCUGCUGCUGCCGGGGCUGACGGGGAACAGUCAGGCCGCCUACAUACUGCACCUGGUGCGAGAGGCGUGCGGUGCCGGGUACAGGGCCGUCGUGCUCAACAACCGUGGCUGCCGUGGUGAAGAGCUGCUGACCCCCAGGACCUUCUGUGCCAGCAACACCGAGGACCUGCAGACAGCCAUCAUGCACAUCCACCACCAGUACCCUCAUGCCCCGCUGCUGGCCGUCGGUGUAUCACUGGGAGGGAUGCAGGUGCUGAACUACCUGGCACAGGCGGGACACGCAGCAGGGCUGGUGGCCGCCAUGGCCAUUUCUGCAUGCUGGGACUCCAUGGAGACAACAGUGUCGCUGGAGCAGCCACUCAACACGUGGCUCUUCAACCGCCGCCUGGCUGCCGGGUUGCGGCACCUCAUCCGCAGGCACCGCGCGGUGAUCGGGGACACGGUGGACGUGGAGCACAUCCUGAAGGCACGCACCAUCCGGGAGUUUGAUGAGCGUUACACCGCUCUGGCCUUUGGCUACGGCUCCUGCACAGAGUAUUACCGUGCUGCCAGCCCUGCCAGCAGCCUGCACCGCAUCUGUGUGCCCACGCUGUGCCUCAACGCUGCCGACGACCCCUUUUCCCCCCUGCACGGUGAGUGGGGCUGGGAAGGGCUGUGCCCACCCCUGUGGUGUUGUGGGGCUGGCAGCUGACCCACAUGUCUCCUUGCAGCCAUCCCCGUGGAGGCUGCCUGGCACCUGCCCCACGUGGCACUGCUGGUAACAUCGUGCGGUGGCCACAUCGGAUUCCUGGAGGGGCUGCUGCCACGGCACGGAGGCCUCAUGGAGCGCCUCUUCCUGCAGUUUGUCACUGCUGUGUUCCAACACGGAGAGGAGCUGAGGGGGCUGCAGGAAGGGGGGGCUGCAGAGGGGUUCAGCACCUGAUGUCCCCCAUGAACCCCUUCUAAAUCCCAAUAAACCCAUUUCUGUCCCUGC
This is a messenger RNA of Lagopus muta (rock ptarmigan), 1413 nucleotides long. It is a transcript of the gene ABHD1, whose product is annotated as abhydrolase domain containing 1. The record is from RefSeq and is a predicted model, not a curated record. Lineage: Eukaryota; Metazoa; Chordata; Aves; Galliformes; Phasianidae. Bases 1 to 1131 code for a protein of 376 amino acids. Gene Ontology annotation, molecular function: acetylesterase activity; monoacylglycerol lipase activity. Gene Ontology annotation, biological process: medium-chain fatty acid catabolic process; medium-chain fatty acid biosynthetic process. The transcript has 7 exons.